Blastomyces gilchristii SLH14081 is the source of this 5772-nucleotide messenger RNA. RefSeq names its product transcriptional activator SPT7. The record is from RefSeq and is a predicted model, not a curated record. Gene Ontology annotation, cellular component: SAGA complex; SLIK (SAGA-like) complex. The transcript has 4 exons. NCBI's taxonomy places the organism in Eukaryota, Fungi, Ascomycota, Eurotiomycetes, Onygenales, Ajellomycetaceae. Gene Ontology annotation, molecular function: protein heterodimerization activity; structural molecule activity. Bases 252 to 3869 code for a protein of 1205 amino acids. Gene Ontology annotation, biological process: regulation of transcription by RNA polymerase II.
GCAAGUUCACGUCUUGUCACCUCCGCAAGAAUCUCCACCAAAGAAGCCCGGUCGUCUGCCAUCGAUAACGCGACACAUCCAUCAUUUCCGGCCCCAGAUACAUCGCCGGAUGGUUUAUGCCGAUCCUGGCUUUCGUUUGAUACCGCUUUUGCACCUCCCUACGUGCCGUUGCUGUCGCUCGCUGAACUGGCUCAAAAGCGUGGAGGGACGACCCCCCUCGCCCACCCCAGUGCUGGGGGUUUGGAGCGGUAAUGUCCAUCGGCCAACACCACACCUGGCUACCACCAGGCCAUCUCCGACCUCCCGAUGACCACCAUGAUUCCCACCCUUCUAUCAAUGGCCUCUCUAAAGUUCCCUCGCGACCCCGUACUCCUCAGAUGCGAUUCCGCGGUAGCGCAGACGGGGCGCAAUCUGGAAAAAUGAUAUCCGAAGUUGAUACCAUCUCCGAAGAAGACCCGCUCGUUGCUUCUUUUCGAGACUGCUAUCAGAAAGGCGAAGCGAAAAUUAGCGCAUUAUUUAGUUUUGGAAAAGCUCCUGAUUCCGGGGACAAUGACCCUGAAGCUGUUCAGAAUGCCGAGGAGGUUACUACCGCGGCCGACGGUCAAGCGCAAUCUUCAGUUCCGCCUCGGAAGGCAGCACGGAAACUGGACGAAGAUGACUACGACGACUACGACGACGAUGAUGAAAGCGAAAGCGCUCUCCCUCCUCCCUCCUCCCCGACCAAAUCGAAACCCACUGCCGUUCGAUCGGAACCAAACACCCUCCCCUCACCGCCUCAAAAACCAUCGAUCACCCUUACAACCUCGUCAGAGACCCCGAAAGAAUCAGGGAAGCAGUCAUUAGAAGAUAUCCGCAAAAAAUUAGAAGAGGAUAAGAAGGCAACUGAAGAAGCUGCAAAGCGAAGCUUCCAUACCCUGUUUUAUACCCUAGAAAAUGAUCGGGAUGCUAUGCUGGACCAGCAAAGACUGGAGGAAUCCGAGAGGCAAGUCGAGGCGGAAAUGUCCAACCAGGGCGCCAACAAUGCGAAUUCCUCUAAUGCUACAACCUCUGGCCACGGAACUUUGAGCAGCGCGAACCUUGGCGCCUCGAGCUUGACCCUAAAGAACCUAAUUGCACGAAUAGAUAAGAAACGCAAUGAAGUCCAGGCUUCAGAUGCUGAGCUUCGAAGUCUGAUGAGCGAAGUAAGAAAAAACCGAAGUAAAUGGGCAAGCGAGGAGAAGGUAGGUCAGGAGGAGCUUUACGAGGCCGCGGAAAAGGUUCUCAGCGAAUUGAAAGCUAUGACGGAGCACUCUAGUGCUUUUUUGACGAGAGUGAACAAACGGGAAGCUCCUGACUACUAUAACAUUAUCAAACGUCCGAUGGACCUAGGGACAAUGACCAAAAAACUCAAGGCAGUCCAAUAUAAGUCGAAACAGGAGUUCGUAGAAGAUCUCAAUCUCAUCUGGGCCAACUGCCUAAAAUACAACGCCAACCCUGAGCAUUUCCUUAGAAAACAUGCGCUCUACAUGAGGAAGGAAACGGAGAAACUUGUCCCUUUGAUACCAGAUAUCAUCAUACGAGAUCGUGCUGAGGUUGAAGCUGAGGAACGAAGACUACAAUUGGCUGAGCUGGAUGGCGCCGAAGAGAGCGACGAUGAGCCGAUUAUGUCGUCCAGAGGUCGCAAGGCUCCAGGGAUGAAAUCUAAAAAGCGGGUAGGAACCGGUAGAACAGCCCCUGGAAGUCGCCCUGAAGCUACACCUGUGGCCGAGAAUAAACCUCAGGGCGUGACCACAGUGCGUGCAGAAUCGGAUACGGCUUUGGAGGGAAGUCAGAAUGGAUUUUCCACCCCGCCCCCUGGCACAUUGACUCCUCUUGGUUCAAACGGCCUCGGUACUGGUGCUGCUGGAAGUCAAGGUGAUGCAAUGGACAUUGAUUCAUUUGGUGUUCCUGUCAACUCAAGUGCGUCGUCGCGUCCAAUGCUCGAGUUUGAGGACCCCGAAUACAAAAUAUGGAGACAAGUUACCAAAAAGGACAGGGCCCUUCUUGCCGCGGAGCGACAUCGACUUUUCAAGGGGGACAAGCUGAAUUCUGAUGAGCCGGCUUUGUUGAGAACAAAGGCUGGGAUGAGGCGGUGGCUCCGAAAUCAGAGACAAGCCAUGGAGGACAGCGACAGACUUGCUAUUGCGGGUCCACAUUCCAAAGAGGCAGAGACCACCGGUGAGACGUUGGCGGAAGGAAUUGAGGAGGAGGAAGAUAAAAUGCUGCCCGACUACUAUGAUACAAUGUCGGGAAUUCCGGACCUCCCUGAACAAUUACACUGGAUUGAAGAUUCUGAAGGCAAUGUUGUAGAUCCUUCGGAAGAGUUUCUUAGAAUCCUUCCUAAGGGGUAUUUCACGGCGCCCAAGAGCAAAUUUUCUCAAAAAAUGGACGCGAACAUGCGUCAAAUGCAGGAGACCAGGAAAAUCUGCUCGAAAAUAGGAAUCGUUAAGCAGAUGCAACUUCAAUCUCAGAUGUACCAAAACCAAUUCCAGAAAUACAAUCCAGAGCCUUUUGUCGAACGAGAUGUCCCAACCCAUGUGAUGAAUGACGAGGGUCCUGUCAUAAGCCCAUGGGUAUGUAGAGCAGCUCUCCAACGCUCUGUUGGGAAAAUCUUCUACAAUGCCGGGUUCGAGGAGUAUCAGCCAUCUGCUCUUGAUGCUGUUACGGACGUCGCCGCCGAUUUCUUCUAUAAAAUUGGGUCCACACUCAAGACAUACAUGGAAUCUCCCAAAGUGCCACGAGCUGAGCAGUCCACGACAUCGUCCUCCCAAUGGAAAUCACCCUACAUGGCGGAAGAGAUGAUUCUACAUACGCUCCAAUCCGUUGGGACAGAUGUAGAGUCGCUUGAAAGCUACGUUAAGGAUGAUGUAGACCGGCUCGGCCAGAAACUCAGCGUUAUACAUGAACGUAUGAAGAGCCAUCUCACUGAGUUGCUUCGACCGGCCUUCACCGAUACAUCUGGCGAUGGAUCCAGCGCUUUCCACGACGGAAGUGAGCAAUUCGUCGGCGGCGAUUUCGCGGAGGACAUCGAUGAGGAUUUCUUUGGGUUCAAAGAACUGGGCCUUGACAAGGAGUUUGGACUUGCCAGUUUAAGUGUACCGCUUCACCUGCUUCAGAACCGGAUGUACAGUGCACACCAAGCGCAGAAUACUAGCUCGUCGCAAGCGUCCGCUGCAUUGUUUCCACCACCACCCCCGUACCCACGAAUAUCCUUACAAACACUGCCUUCGCAAAUCGGACUGGUACAAAACUUCUUUCUUGCCAAGCUUCAUGCCAACAAUGACGAGCCUUUGGUGGAGGAUCUUGAAUUACCUCCUAAACAGAGGCCGACGGCAGCCAGGCCGCGAGUGCCCGCAUCUGGUAAAAUCCCCCAAGCCCCUCUGGGAACUGGGGUAAGUUCCAGUCCUCAGAAGCGACCCGCUCCACCUGCAGGAACAGGUGGUGGUUCAAAGCCAGGGGGGCCAGAACCCAGCAAGAAGAAAUCCAAGAAGAAUAACGGUACUGCCGGCGCUUCGACUUCAGAACCAGGAAACGAUGAAUCCGCAAACCUGGCCAAGGGCACUACGAGCUCCAAGACUCUUGGGAAGCAGAAAGCCGGCUGUACAACCACCGACAAGGCCGCAGUAACUUCAUUGAAGAAAAACAAGCCCGAGACAUCUGCAGAUGGCGUGGUUGCAGAAAGCGAUUCCGAAAUACCCCCUUCCGCUAAUAACAGCAACAACGACAUUAAGAUGAAUGGUUCGACUAGUGCAACGGUAAAUGGAGCGGAUCAGCCGGACCUUACAGCGGGUGGUAGCUCUUCUGUAGGCGGUGGUGGCAUGCUUAGCCCCGAGAGUAUGAAUACACAAUGAUUCUACUCCGUCAGGAAGGAAGCGUGAUGAUCCCUCUGCGCGCGCUUAACAAGCAUUGUGAGCAAAGGGCAUAGACGAAAACGGAUAACAAGCGAAUUUUGGGUGGUGGGGAUGUGUCGCAGGCGACCAUACUAUACUACUACUACCAGCAGCGACAUACACCCCACCCUACCUAAGUGAGCACAGUGAUCGAUCGCUCCAUUCUGAACUCUUCCUCCUCGACGAGUCAUGCAUUCAUCAUGUCCUCUCAAACUCUUGAUAUUUUGACAUUCAGGCAGUAACGCCCGAAUUGUAAAUAAAUUUCCAUCCCUUUUUAUUUCUUUAUUUUUUUUAUUCCCUUCUCUCGUCCUAACACCAACUUUUUCUUCCUCUAUCUUUUUUGCAUAUGUUACGGGGAGGGCGCAACAUAAUAUGUCAUCAUCAUGAUUUCUCUGUGGCGGGAUUGAUUCCAUAAUCUCCUGCUCACUGUAAUGGGUUUGUCUGAUUUUGGGAGAGGUGAGCAAAAGGGGGAUUCAAACAUAGUGCCUGAAGGUCCAACCCCUUACUUACCGUUUUCUUCUUCUUCUAUCUUCUCUAUACUACAUAUCCCUACUUUUAUCUUUUUUUUGUUUUUUUACGGCACACCUUGAUAGACGACCUUUUUGCAAUUUUGACACAUGUCUUCUUUCUUGUCUAUUAUUCUUGGAUCAUGAUAUUAUUAUUAUUCUUCAGUCUCCGCAUUCAUCCUCUAAUUAUUCUUUUUCCCACUCCUUCUGUUCUCACGAUACCUUUCUUUUCCUUGACUUCCACUUCUCAAACCAUUUCCAGGGUACAAAGGAACCCCGUGACAAUCAACAAAACCCUUCGUAGGUUACCAACGCCCCUUGGUCACCCUCACAUUUCUUUGUCUUUGUGUGUUUGGAAGUGGCUGUUGAUACCUGGUGGAAUAAUUCUCGCUUGAAACCGUUUCCGCUUCUUCCAUUUUCCAUUUUCCAUUUUCCAUUUUCCCUGUUUCUUUUCUUUUGUGGUUUUAAUAACAUCGGGUCACCAUGGGUUAUUAUUAUUUCUCUGUUUUGAUAUCAUGUAACAAAAAAUAUUCUUAUUAUAAAUGGAGAAAAUACCAAUUUUUUCUGUCGUCUCAGUCCUCUUCUUUCUCUUUUAUUUAUUUAUUUAGUUAUUAUUAUUAUUAUUGAUUAAUUAUAUUUUCCCCCCCCCCCCCCCCCCCCCCCCCCCCAAUCCCGCUAACUAACUCUUCCUCCCCCACAUCGACCCCUCCUUUCUCUCCAAAGCUAUCUCCCGCUUCCGCUUCCCGCUCUUACAUCCCACCAAAAUUUCCAUACGACGUUUCUACCAAAUGCAGGCGAGAACAAGAGGCGCAGCAGCGGUGUACAGCGUACAUACUUAACCUUGAUCAGGGAGAGAGCUAGCUAACGGGUUAACAUUCAUUUCCAUUCAGCUUGAAAAUCCACUGUCUGAACACAAAUCGAGACGGGAGGGCGGGAGGGGAGGGAACCCUGAACAGAUUUAGGUUAAGCAGUCGGAUUUUGGUUUGGUUAUUAACGUAUCUGUCUCACUUUGAAGAUCGCUUGGAAGCGGUGACAGUGAGAUAGUGAUGCUGGCAUGACGUAACUAGACUAGCUGAUUUCAUGCUGAAGGGAGUUGGAGCAACUAUGUAGAAUGUUGUUGUCUCCUUUGUUAGGGCUGGAUAACUAGUUAUGUCUUUUGUUUGGAAAAGGUUCCACCUCGCCUGCAAUCCCGGCUUGUUGUAGGGCUUGUCAAAACAAAGAAUCGUUGGAAACUUAGUUAACUUAUUAAUGUUUUUUUUUUCUCUCUCUCUCCAUUAACUAACUAGUUAUUUAUUUAUUAGUUAAUAAUAAUAAUUGCUGUAUUAUUAUUUGUGCCGUUUGCCAGCCAGAGAGAGAGA